Molecule: messenger RNA, 3000 nt
Organism: Nicrophorus vespilloides
Lineage: Eukaryota; Metazoa; Arthropoda; Insecta; Coleoptera; Silphidae
Product: max-binding protein MNT-like
Exons: 3
Coding region: 1717-2886 (389 amino acids)
Biological process (GO): regulation of transcription by RNA polymerase II
Molecular function (GO): RNA polymerase II cis-regulatory region sequence-specific DNA binding; protein dimerization activity; DNA-binding transcription factor activity, RNA polymerase II-specific
Source: RefSeq, a predicted model, not a curated record
CGUACACAACACUAAGCGAUAUAGUAAGUAGUAGAGAAAAAAAAAACGAGCUCUCAGUAGAUUCGCACCGAAAACUUGUUUAGCACGCUAAGUCGUAGCCGGUAAUUAAUAUUAAUAAUGCCGACCGGCUUCUUGUUUUUCCUCCCGUGUAUAUAUAUAAAUACACGAAUGGAAAAAUCCUGGCCCGUUUCGUAAUCGAAGGUUGAGUCACCACCGUUCCAAGCUAGAAAAUGCAGACACGAGAUAAAAUGAAGAGAUGGACAGGAAGAGGGUCGUUUUUUUUUCUAAAUAGGUAGAUACGAUUUCCGGUGAUUCCAUUAUCCUGAUUAUGCCGAUUGUUUUUGAGAUUUAGGGUGGAUGAUAUAGGAGAUGUAGGCAGGAAGUGUGGAUUCCCUUUAUUAUUUUCGUUUUUGACUAAAUACGCAGAUACGAUUCGUGUACAGAUUUCCGGUUUUCGUGAAUCAUGUGUGUGCGGCGGCGGCGGCGGUGGUCCGGACGAUUCGAUUGCAACGCGCAGCGCGUGCAAACAACAAAGGACGCAACAGUCUCCUCCGCUCGUCCUGCCCGGCGCAGAUGAGCAGAGUACACGUAGUGCAACGCGAGGUGCGGUGUUCACUGUUGUUGUUAUUAUUGUUGUACACUUAUUAUUGCGACUGCCGCUGUUGUUGUUUGCUUGUUGCUCCUCAGCGAGAGGGUUUGUUCGUUCGAAUCUCGGAUGAUUGGAUCGAAGAAGCUCAGGUGGUCUACUACAACGGAAAGAAUAAGAAGUAUUAUUGGUGCUGGUGUAAUGUUGAUAGUGUUGAUGAAAUUGUUAGCAGCAAACGCGCACUGUAGCUGCGCAGCACAAGUACAUUACAGGUGCACGAGUCUCAUGUGACACGCAUUAGGGUCCCGGGUCCGGGGAAGACCUAGACCUCCUCCAGCAGUGUGGAGUGCGACGCGGCGUAGCGACGCUACAGUUUCCUGGUGUGCACAACAACAACAACAACGACAGCACGUAGAAAGCGGUGCCGGAAAACCGGAACGACACUCCCACAAUCCAAAGUUUGUCGGUCGGUCGGUCGGUAUCGGCACGAGGUGACGGCUGAGGUGGAGGAGGAGGAGAGAGAGGACGAAAACAACACAAAAGAAUGGAUAGGGCGUGAAUCGGGGUUACGUCAGCGCGACAAGCGCACUUGCCAUUGGUCGAUACGGUAUUGUAACACGUGAUGUGCGGAGACCGCGACCGGGUUUCAUCUGAACUGGUGGAAAAACGCAGCUAGAGAAGCAGCAGCAGCAGCGUCGCUGCCACCGCCGCCGCCGAUCCUCCUUCCUCUCUCUGCAACGGACGGACGGACGACGCGCGUGAACCUCGGGACCCAAAAAUAAAUUUCCUAAAAGUAUAAGUACAAAUAAAAAAAAGAAACAGACAGUCUCUGAUAUAGGUGGUGCAGAAAGAGAAUACGUACACAAGUUGGUUUGUUUGUUUGUUCGGUUUCUGUCGUUUUUUGAAAAAAAAUUGAGUUGACCGCCGCCCGGAGGACGACUCCGGUGGAGGAGAGUGUCGCGGUGGUGCUGUGCUGGUGGUGGCGCGCGCGAGGUCGGAGCUCGUAUGGAAACCUCCUAGGAGAAGACGUACCACCUCCUUCCACAGGAUUCAAUCGCAAAGACGUCGCCAGAAGACGUCAUCGUCAUCAUCAUCAUCGACCAAACACCAGAAUUCGAACGUACAGCAAAAUGAGUUUGGACACGCUGCUGGAGGCGGCCAAGUUCAUCGAAAUGGAGGAGGAGAAAAAGAGGAAGGCGACAACGCAGCCGCCGCCACCUCCACCGCCGCAGACUCGGAUCAUGCCGACACCGAUGCCGCCCACGUUGCCGCUGACGCCGCCGCCACCGCCUCUGCAUCAACAGCAGCAGCAGCAGCAACAUCAACCACCCCCGCCCGCCGCCCUUGCGAUCCAACAAAACAGCUCGGUUUCCGCGCCAGCGCAGCUCCAGCUGAUCGCCGCAGCCACCGUCGAACAGCAGCAACAUCAGCUGCAGCAGGUGACCUCAUCCACGAUGGAGGUCGGUGGAGGCGGAGGAGGAGUGCAACCCAUCCACGUGCAACCGGUCAUCAUUCACAACAGCUUCGACAUACUCAACACCGUGCUGCUCGACGAGUCGGGAAAACCGAACAGGAAACCGCCGCCGAUGGCAUUCAGGUCGGGAAUGCGCGAGGUGCACAACAAGCUGGAGAAGCACCGACGCGCCCAUCUGAAGGAGUGCUUCGACGAACUCAAGAAGCAGCUUCCGGUCACGCAGGAAGUGAAGAAGACGAGCAACCUGAACAUCCUGCAUUCGGCGAUCGACACCAUCCAGCUGCUGCAGCGGAAGGAGCGAGAGCACGAGGACGAGAUGGAGAGGUUGGCCAAGGAGAAGAUCGCCCUUCAGCAGAAACUCGCCAACUUGAAGAAGGACUAUUCCCUUCACGAUGUCGAAUUCACGUCGCAUCUGCAGGACGCGGAAUUGCCGAACACGAUACACCUGAACGAGAUAGAGAUGGUGACCGAAGCGAAGCACAUAACGAACGACGUCCACCAGAUUACGAAAAGUAUUACCUUGCCAGUGAACGCGGCGGCGGUGUCGUCCACCGCGUUGCCCCUGCUUAACGGGACACGGGAUUCGCACCCCGCCCACGUCCAGACGACCGCCCUCUCCGUCGUCCCCUUGAGCUACAAGAUGAAUCAAAGUGUGGUCGUGCAGAAGGUCUUCGUGCCCAAGAGCGUCAUGGUCUCCGCCAAUCAGCCGAUGACCCAUUUCAUUCCCAUGUCGCAACCGCUCGGAGGAAAAGUAAUGCCUCUGGUCAACGCUCAGUACGUGGUGAAACCGAUGGUCGUCGUGACCACGCCCUCGAGGCCGAGCUAACUAAAGUCCAAACCCCUCCACCACCCCCAUCAUCUUCCCAAAACAACCGCCCCCCACCUUCUUGUACAUUGCAUGUAUAUAAUAAUAAUAUAAUCCUCCACAACAAAAAAAAAA